Molecule: messenger RNA, 183 nt
Organism: Paramecium pentaurelia
Lineage: Eukaryota; Ciliophora; Oligohymenophorea; Peniculida; Parameciidae
Source: the annotation of a GenBank genome assembly
AUGAAUUUUGAUGCAUAAACAGUGCUAGUGACUCAAAUGGGUAAAAAAAGGAUAAUUGAGUAAAUCCCAUAUUAAUAAAGUGGAACAAUGUUAAUAAAUUACAAGAAAGCUUUAGCCAUUAGAAUUAUUGAACACUAAAGAUCCAAAUACAAGGGUUUUGGUGAUUCAGAUUAAAAAUUUUGA